Zygosaccharomyces rouxii is the source of this 1419-nucleotide messenger RNA. RefSeq names its product putative GTPase NOG2 (gene NOG2). The record is from RefSeq and is a predicted model, not a curated record. Gene Ontology annotation, cellular component: nucleolus. Gene Ontology annotation, molecular function: GTP binding. Lineage: Eukaryota; Fungi; Ascomycota; Saccharomycetes; Saccharomycetales; Saccharomycetaceae. The coding region runs from base 1 to 1419 and encodes 472 amino acids. The transcript has 2 exons.
AUGGGUACUGGUAAAAAGGAGAAACAGAGAAGAGUCCGUCAGAAUGACACCAGAGAUGGGAAUUUGCGUGUGAAAGGUGAAAAUUUUUACAGAGAUGCCAAAAAGGUUCAGUUCCUGAACAUGUACAAGGGUAGCAAAUCCCAGAGAAACAAGAAGGGUGAAAUUGUUAAGAGCGCUGAUUUGCAAGAUAAAACUAUUCCUGAUGCUCGUGUGCAACCUGAUCGUCGUUGGUUCAAUAGUACAAGAGUUAUCUCGCAAGAUGCAUUACAACAUUUUAGGGAUGCAUUGGGUGAAACUCAAAAGGAUUCAUACCAGGUCCUACUGAAAAGAAACAAAUUGCCCAUGUCACUCUUGGAAGAAAAAGAUAGAACUGAAUCACCAACAGCAAACAUCUUGGAAACUGAAAGUUAUUCCCAAGCUUUUGGACCUAAUGCCCAGAGGAAAAAACCACGUAUUGCAGCAUCUAGUUUAGAGGAAGUCGCUCAAAUGACACAGAAGGACAAUGAAGCAUAUGAGGAGAAGCAAGAAUUGAAUUCAACUUUGGGAUUGAUGGGGAAUCAAGAAGAUGAAGAAAAUGGAUGGACGAAUCUUGCUAAAGAGUCAGUUUUCUCCAAGGGACAGUCUAAGCGUAUAUGGAACGAAUUAUACAAGGUUAUUGAUUCAUCGGAUGUGGUAAUACACGUUUUAGAUGCAAGAGACCCAUUGGGUACUCGUUGUAAAUCGGUGGAAGACUACAUGUCAAAAGAAACACCACAUAAGCAUUUAAUGUACGUGCUGAAUAAAUGUGAUUUAGUACCAACUUGGGUGGCACUUUUACGUCAAUUUUCUCAAUUGCACAUGGAUAGAAAGCAGAUAUCAGUCGGAUUUAUUGGUUAUCCAAAUACCGGUAAAUCUUCUAUUAUCAACACAUUGAGGAAAAAGAAAGUUUGUCAAGUUGCCCCAAUUCCAGGUGAGACCAAGGUUUGGCAAUAUAUUACUUUAAUGAAGAGAAUCUUUUUGAUAGAUUGUCCAGGUAUUGUACCACCAUCUAGUACAGAUAAUGAGCAAGAUAUUUUGCUAAGAGGUGUCGUAAGAGUAGAAAACGUUUCCAACGCAGAACAAUACAUUCCAGCUGUAUUGGAACGUUGUCAAGUAAAACAUGUGGAGAGAACUUAUGAAAUAUCGGGAUGGAAGGAUGCUACUGAUUUCUUACAAAUGCUUGCUAGAAAGCAGGGUAGAUUACUCAAAGGUGGUGAACCUGACGAAUCCAGUGUUGCUAAGCACGUUGUCCGUGAUUUCAACAGAGGUAAAAUACCGUGGUUCGUACUACCCCCAGAAAAGGAAGAAGAAGAGAAGGCCAAAGAGGAGGAUAAGAACUCCAAGAAAAGAUCUCAACAGGAUGAAGAAGUGGUUAACGCUAAAAAGUCAAAAACAAAUUAG